Messenger RNA from Malaclemys terrapin pileata, 2789 nucleotides. RefSeq names its product putative homeodomain transcription factor 1 (gene PHTF1). Bases 229 to 2601 code for a protein of 790 amino acids. The record is from RefSeq and is a predicted model, not a curated record. Gene Ontology annotation, cellular component: endoplasmic reticulum. NCBI's taxonomy places the organism in Eukaryota, Metazoa, Chordata, Testudines, Emydidae. The transcript is spliced from 20 exons.
CGCUCGCCAGGGGCGGGCAGCGUUCUGGGCAGACAGCCUAGAUCGGCGUUCGGCUGGUGCUGUCUGCGCCCCCUGCUCUGCGGCCCAGCGCGUUCGGUGACUCAGCUCGCGGGGAGCUGCGGGGCCGUGGGAGAGCCAGGCAGAGGCAGUCGAGUGCCGUUUUCCAAUCCGGGCUCGGCCGCUCGCCUGUCUCCAUGGUCACUCGUCCGGCGGUGGCUGAGGAGCCCGAUGGCCGCACGUGGCAGAGAUGCCAUCGCCUGGUACCAGAAGAAGAUUGGAGCCUAUGACCAACAGAUAUGGGAAAAGUCUAUAGAACAGACUGAGAUGAAGGGCUUCAAAAACAAACCAAAAAAAAAGGGCCACAUACAGCCUGACCUGAUAGAUGUUGACUUAAUCAGAGGCUCCACAUUUGCCAAAGCCAAGCCUGAAAUCCCAUGGACGUCACUAACUAGAAAGGGGAUUGUGCGGGUUGUGUUUUUUCCAUUAUUCAGCCGUUGGUGGAUUCAGGUUACAUCCCAGCGUAUUUUUAUGUGGCUUCUGGUCCUUUACCUCAUGCAAGUUAUAGCAGUCGUGUUGUAUUUCAUGAUACCUGUUGCAAGUGCAAGUGAAAUCAUUGGACCAAUGUGCCUUAUGCUACUGAUGGGAACUGUUCACUGUCAGAUCGUGUCCACCCAGAUCAACAAACCCCCGGGAACCAAUGGAAGCAGCAGCAGGAGGCGGAGAAAAUUACGCAAACCUGUGGGUAGUGAUGGGGGCAGAGAUGCUGGCAGUUGGUUUUCCUCUGACAAAGCCAAUAAAGGAGACAAGCAGUUGGAACCUACAUCCAUUAUCAACAGUUUGUUUGGCAUGCUCUUCCGCAGGAGGUUAAGGAGGGUGAAAUUGGUAGCUGAUAAAGGGACUGAAACAGAAAGUGGUGUGAGUUCUGUGUAUAGUGGCAUUAAGCACAGACUUUCCAGAUCCGAAUAUAGGCUGCUGCAUUUCAAAGAGAGAGAGAGACUUUCAGAUGGGGAGAAGAGUCAUCGGAACAUAAAUAUGCUAAACAUGGAAACUUGUGGGAAGAAUAAAGGAGGCCUCUUUAUACUGAAAUGCUUGUUUAUUUGGAUGGUCUUCAAUUCAAAGGAUGGCGGCACACAUAUGGGUGGCAUUUCUGAUGAGCUCUCAAGUGAGGAGGAUGCUGAAGCCAUGGCACAGAGGAUUUUGUUACGCAGAAGUGUAGAAGGGGCCUCCAGUGACAAUAGCUACGAAGACAAGAAUAGGAGACCUCUUACUACUUCAGACCAGUCAGUUUCAAAGGUCAAUCAAGCUAUUAAAGGUACCAGAGAGUCCAAUAGUGUGGAAGAAUCUGAACUAGACUCAACAGCCUUUAGUCAGGAAUCAAGGUCUUGUUUUAGUGGUGGGUCCCAGAGCUGCAGUGUGUCUCGGAGAGACUCUGAAAGCACCCGCCAUGACUCUGAGACAGAGGACAUGCUCUGGGAUGACCUGCUUCAUGGACCAGAGUGCCGUUCUUCCUACACCAGUGACAGCGAGGAAGGGAAUGUAAAAGGAAGUAAACGGGACCUGAAAGACGAUGUUUUCCAACAGAAGCAUUUGUUCUGGCUUCAGAAUACGAGCCCUGCAUCUGCAAAAGUAAGUGCCCUGAUCUGGGAGGGAAGUGAGUGCAAGAAGGUGGACAUGUCUGUGCUGGAGAUCAGCGGGAUUAUCAUGAGCAGAGUUAAUGCCUAUCAGCAGGGAGUAGGCUAUCAGAUGCUGGGAAACGUUGUCACCAUUGGGUUAGCAUGUCUUCCUUUCCUCUACCGGCUCUUCCAUACAAAGAAUCUUGAACAGCUGCGAUCCAUUUCAGUGAAGGAACUUUUGAAUAUCUUUUGUGGGGCUCCUACCAUCACCCCUGUCAUUGUCUUGGCUGUGAUUAACUUCCUUGAGCGUCUCUGCCUGACUUGGAUGUUUUUCUUUAUGAUGUGUGUUGCUGAGAGAACGUACAAACAGCGGUUUUUGUUUGCCAAACUUUUUAGUCACAUAACAUCUGCCCGGAAAGCCAGGAAGUAUGAAAUCCCCCACUUCAGACUCAAGAAGGUGGAGAAUAUUAAAAUUUGGUUAUCACUGCGCUCCUAUCUAAAGAGGAGAGGGCCCCAGCGAUCUGUGGAUGUAGUUGUCUCUUCAAUCUUUUUAUUGGCUCUAUCAAUUGCUUUCAUAUGCUGUGCACAGGUUUUAAAAGGGCACAAAACCUUCCUGAAUGCGGCUUACAACUGGGAAUUCCUCAUCUGGGAAACAGCCCUCCUCCUUUUUCUACUGCGCCUGGCAUCACUGGGCUCUGAAACUAACAAAAAAUAUAGUAAUAUUUCAAUCCUGCUCACUGAACAGAUCAACUUAUACCUAAAGAUGGAAAAGAAGCCAAACAAGAAAGAACAGCUCUCCCUAGUAAACAAUGUUUUAAAACUGUCUACAAAGCUACUGAAGGAAUUAGACACACCAUUUAGACUCUAUGGCCUGACUAUGAACCCUUUAAUCUACAACAUCACACGAGUUGUGAUCCUGUCUGCCAUAUCAGGUGUUAUAAGUGAUCUUCUUGGAUUCAAUAUCAGAUUAUGGAAAAUCAAACCAUGAACUGGCCAAGGCUCAGCCCUCAAUGCUGUGAGGAUUAUCAAACCAUCAGGACAACACUGGAUAGAAGCACGACAUUGGCUUGAGGCAGAGGUGGUCCUAAAUUUUGGCAUAUUUCUUUGUGUAUCGAAGAUGUUUUCUCACAUUGCUUAGUUUUGGAGCCUACAGAAUAAACUAGACUUGUGAGGGCA